Aspergillus glaucus CBS 516.65 is the source of this 4878-nucleotide messenger RNA. RefSeq names its product putative PHD finger and SET domain protein. Bases 155 to 4387 code for a protein of 1410 amino acids. The transcript is spliced from 3 exons. Gene Ontology annotation, molecular function: protein binding; amino acid transmembrane transporter activity. Gene Ontology annotation, biological process: amino acid transmembrane transport. Lineage: Eukaryota; Fungi; Ascomycota; Eurotiomycetes; Eurotiales; Aspergillaceae. Gene Ontology annotation, cellular component: membrane. The record is from RefSeq and is a predicted model, not a curated record.
UGCAGUUAACGAGGCAGGAACGACUGACAAGAUGGUCCUGCCUUACCAUUUGCGGCAAGUGAGGAUGUCUUUCUCCAAACCUCACCAAAUAUUGUUCUCCAUCUUCCUUUGAUGCACCUUAAUUGAAGCAUUCUUCAACAUUCUUACCCCUGUGAUGGCCGUCUAUCCUACACUCGGGACCGGCCUAUUCGUCGGGUCUGGUCAGGCCCUGGCGGCAGGUGGUCCGCUAUCCUUACUUAUAUCUUAUGGAUUCCUAUCGUUACUCGUUUACUGCCUAGGAACCGCGGUCGCAGAAGUCGCUGCCCAUAUGCCCACCAGAAGUGGCACAAUGGUGAACCACGGCUACCGAUACUCGUCCAGCCAUCUCGCGUUCUCGAUGAAUUACCUCCGUUGGUACUCCCUGGCGAUGCUUGUCCCCUUCGAAAUCACAAACGGAAUCGUCAAUCUUGGCCUAUUCGUCCCGAAUUCCAACGUCGCUAUCCGAGUCACUAUCAUGACGGUUUUUAUCCUGGGCUUCAACAUGCUCCCCGAGAGAAUUUUCAAGAGAUCCGAAGCGUUGUUUACAGGCCUGAAGCUCAUCACGACUGUUGGGUUUUUGGUCAUGUCGAUUGUCUUGGGCAUUCGAGGAGUUCCUGGCACCGAUAUACGAGGGUUCAGUUACUGGAUGGAUCCGGGGUUCAUGAACCAAUACCAGGUCAGCGGGAAUACGGGUCGGUUUUUGGGGUUGGUGCAGUGUUUGCUGUACAGCACUGUUUCGUUCACGCUGGUGCCGGAGUUGCUUGUCCAACGAGCGGAAGAAAACGAUGCGACCGUGCGUCCGAGCAUACUUCGAGUGACUCAAAUUGAUAGCGUCCAGCUUUCGGUGCUGUAUCUUCUUAGUGUGAUAGCUGCUGGGUUGGUAUGUCCGUCUGACCAUCCCAUGUUGACGAACAAGGGCAUGGGUGCUGGAUCGUCACCCUUCUUCGUGGCCGUCUUGAUUUCUCGGAUUCAGAUUCUGCCCAUCGUGGUGACCAUGUUGAUCCUUCUCUCGGCUGUGGCCUCCGGACGCUCGUUUCUCUUCCUGGCGUCACGACUUCUUUACUCGCUGGCGGAGGAGGGCCAUGCGCCCCCGGUGUUUAAACGUCGCAAUCGAUUCGGAGUACCAUACCUUGCCGUGAUCGCAUCCGCGUGGUUUGUGGCUUUUGCGUAUCUAUCUGUGGCGACGUCGAGCUCUGCGGUGUUUAACUGGCUGAUGCAUUUCCUCACGACAUCGGGGUAUAUCUCGUGGUUAGGAUCGUGCAUGAUCUACCUCCACUUUCGGUGCACGGUUGAAGAGCAGGGGUUUACACGGGCGCACCAGACUCGGAUCCAACCGUAUGGGGUGUAUUUUGGGAUUCUGACCUGCAGCGUGUUGCCAUUUGUGAACGGGUUGAUUACGGCACCGUCUGACACUGUCCCCAGCAACUUGCUUUCGGCGUACCUGGGUAUUAUCAGCUUUGUUCUCUUGUACCUUGGGCAUCGGAUCAAUUCGAUUAUGCAUGAACAGGACUAUCAGAUUAGCCCUUUGCGAAGGAUCAAAUUCGCCAUCACGCAUUUAACCACGGAGCCAACUUCGGUCACCGUCCCUCUGCCCUCGCCCGCCCUCAACGGCGCCGGUGCCGACCCCGUCGUCCCGGAAGAGGAGGAGCCGUACACCAUUCGUUGCAUCUGCAACUACGAUGAUGACGAUGGCAACACGGUCUUCUGCGAAAAGUGCGAGACCUGGCAGCAUAUCGAAUGCUACUACCACCGCGUGGGUGUCCCCGACAUCCAUUUCUGCGAAGACUGCGAUCCACGUGGCAUCGAUCGACUCGCCGCCAUAGAGCGGCAGCGGGCUGUUAGGGAACAACAGAGUGACGGUGGCAAUGACCGAAAAUCCAAACGUUCAGGUUCGAAGGGUCAAAGGAAGAGGGCCAGCAAGGAUCCUGCCGACAAGGUGAAUGGCAGCUCCCACCACCGCUCCGACUCGGGUGGUCGCGACCAUCCGGUCAAGAAAACCAAAUCCAAUCAUCGCUCGUCCAACUCAAUCAGCUCCCUGGCCGGUAUCCCCGCCUUCCAACCGGACGGGCGCAGACGAGCCACCGCUUCGAUGAGUCCGACCAAAUUUGGACCCUCCAUUCCGCUAUAUUCCAGGGAGUUUCUACAUCUCUAUGACCAAGACCACGGACAGGCCGACAACAUGUAUAGUAACCUCUUUGUGAACCUGCCUCUUGCCGCAGACCUGGCGUCAUGGGUGACAGAACCCGCGGCCUUGGCUCGCGUGGCCAAUGGACGUUCUGCGCAGGACAUUUUCACGUGGGCGGAUGCGGGUCUCGACAAAUCUCGAUGGCCGACAUUAUCUGUCGAGUCGGUCACCGACCCCAGCGUCGAAGUCGACGGGAUUCGUCCCAUGUGGAAAACUCUCAGAACCCAGGACAUGGUGGCCAAGGAUGAAAUCGUUGGGGAGAUCACAGGCAAGAUUGGGCAUUUACGGGACUACUGUCUCGACCCCAACAACCGAUGGCAGGAGUUACGGCAUCCGGAACCCUUUGUAUUCUUUCACCCUCAACUUCCCCUCUACAUCGAUAGCCGACACGAAGGGAGCACGUUGCGCUAUGUGCGGCGCUCGUGUCGCCCUAAUGUGACAAUGAAGACCUACAUUACCAACGAAGUGGAGUAUCAUUUCUGUUUCGUCGCCAAGGAGGACAUCUCCGCCAACACUGAGAUUACUGCCAUGUGGUAUCUGGAUCCGCAGUUGUUUGAAGCAACCAACGGUCUGGUCAAGCAGGAGUCCAGCGACAGCGCACAGGACAUCGCAGCAAGCUGUAUCAGUAAUGUCCUUGCCAAUUUUGGCGGUUGCGCCUGCGAUCCACCAUCGAAUUGUUUGCUUGCCAAUGUGGAUCGUCGGCGACAUGCCAAGAUUCCCGACGGUGGCGCCAAGUCGACCGCAAACGGCAAGCGCAAGAAGUCCAAGCGCAAACUCACCAUGUCUCCACCACCGCCUAACAGCCGCGCGGACAGCGAAGCAAUGAAGCAUACCGAUGACGACGAUGCCGCUGAUAGUCGAUCCGCGUCUGGCUCGGCUCGAGGGCACGCCGGCAGCCGCGAUCUCACACCUACCCACGACGGUCCGCUCUUUGGAGACUCUGAAUUGUCGGCUCGAGAUAAACGAAAGAUCGCUGCUGCGGAAAAGAAGUUCCAGCAACUAGAACAGGAUCAACAAGCAGCAACCCAUGGUCGGAAGAAAAAGCGGACAAGCGGCCCCUCCACACAGCCCGGACCACUUGGUGGCGCAAGCUCCAUGACUGGCGGCAAAUCAGUGCAGGUGGACACGGCGGUUGGGCGGCACUCCCGCUCGCCGCCAUCAGCGAUCUCCCCUGGGACUAUGGUUGUUGGUGUACGCAAGGUGUCAGGUCCUAGCACUUCUUCAGUUCCGUCGCCACUCCGACGCGCGCCGUAUGUGGAUUCCGCGAUGCAGACCGACCCAGACGAGGCAGACGCGGAGGAUGUGCCCGCUACUUCUCCGCUGCCAUCUCCUCGACGGCCCAGCUUUGUGCCUCUCACGCAGCGGUUGCUCAAGCGGUGCCAUGCGGAUUGGGUACGAUUCGAGCAAUCUAAUGGGGAAAAGCAGACUCCACCGGAGCAUGGCCUCCAGUCACCGGCUUCGUCCUCUGCUGCCACGCCAGGUGAUGGCCAGCCGUCAUUGCAGUCUGCUUCACCAAGCGUCUCCGCAAAUCAAGAAAAGGAGGAUGUGGAGAUGAAGGACCUAGAUUCGCCGACUCCUUACAGGCCACAGUCAUCCGAUGCGAUGGAUGUGGAACCGUCAGAUCCACCAUCACCAGCGCCAGCAGUCUCAUGGUCAGUUAAGCCACAAAUGCCCCCACCAUGGCCAUCUACCGCUGCGCAUAACACUCGAAUACCCCCGGCUCCUCCGGUCAAUGGGCAUCGCGUCGAUUUGCACAUGUCCCUUCCACCUCCCAACCUCACAUCAUCGAUGGCGAGCCCGGGGUCUGGUACACCGUCAACCAUGUCACCCGCAUCGACCAUGGAUGCGGCCUCGCAGCCUACUCCAGGGUCUAGUGUCGCAGCUCCCAGUCCGGUCAAAAAGAAGCUGAGCUUGGGAGAUUAUCUCAUUCAACGACGUGGCACGAUGAACACGCCGACGACUGAGAAAACCCAAAGUCAAGCCAACGCUAUGCUUCCUCCGCCGCAUCAAAAGUCCCCAUCGCAGACUAGUGACAACCAACCUGACGGUGUCCCUAGGCAGUCCAAGCCUGAUGGCGCACCAGAAGCUGCUAAACCGGAUGGACCUGUCUCUUCCGAUAUCACAAUAAAGGAUAUUCCUCCUCCGGACUCGACCACAUCUCAUCUUCCCUCCGUCAUGUUCUAAUUGCUGUUUUGUUUUUAUUUUUUUAUUUAUUUAUUUUUUUUUUUUUAUUGGGAACCAUACCUGGAGUUUUACUAAUAUCACGGUGUGAUGAUGGGAAGGCAAAAUUCUUUUUUCUUUCCUUCUUUUUCUGUCAUUUGAACAUGAUUCCCUUUCUUUAUCCUUAAUGUUACCUUUCUUACACUUUUUGUAAACGAUGGGAACCGGCGUUCUACGAGUUGUUCGUUUCGUGGUGGGGUUUGAACGGCGUCACCGGCGUGAGCGGUUGGAAAAGGACACAGUGGGAUUGAUUUAUGGGAAUUGAUUGAGAUUCAGAGCCCAGGAAAUCGGGCUUGGUGGCUGCAGUCUUUCUCUACUUGAUUUUGCUUGUGAUUGUAGUAUUUUUCUUUUCUCGCUUGUUUUACUUGACUUAUGACUGUCCCGGGUUUAUGGAUUCGGACGGCUUUUUUAUGGCUUAGCCAGAUGGCAAUGAAUGAACUCUACGCUUCUAUGAC